Molecule: messenger RNA, 3536 nt
Organism: Centruroides sculpturatus (bark scorpion)
Lineage: Eukaryota; Metazoa; Arthropoda; Arachnida; Scorpiones; Buthidae
Product: transmembrane and TPR repeat-containing protein 4-like
Exons: 15
Coding region: 150-2243 (697 amino acids)
Biological process (GO): endoplasmic reticulum unfolded protein response; protein O-linked glycosylation via mannose
Cellular component (GO): endoplasmic reticulum
Molecular function (GO): mannosyltransferase activity; protein binding
Source: RefSeq, a predicted model, not a curated record
CUUUCGACUACAGGAGGCGGGAGUGGCGUCGUAGCGUUACCAUGGUGAAGUGUCACCGUCCGUCGACGUUUCGCAGAAAAACUUAUUGUGGCAUUCGGACACGAAAAGAACUAUGCUAAGUGGAAAAUUCCUGAACACAGAUUUUGAUAAUGAUUCAUACAGAUCACAAUAAAAAUAAUACAACUUUGUCAAAUCUGAAAAAUGGACAUCAGUUUCAGAAAUCAAUUCUUGGAAAUAUUAAGUUACUUGAUAAAAAGAUAUUAUGGGAUUCUGUUUUUCCGGUACCAGAUUAUUUAUUGCCCUGGGCUCCUCUUAUUAUUUUUACAUUGGCACUUGCCUGUUUUAUAAACAGUAUUUAUGGAAAUUUUGUAUUUGAUGACUCUGAAGCAAUAGUUAAUAAUAAUGAUCUGAAAUUAGAGACACCAUUAAGCAACAUUUUUAAAAAUGACUUUUGGGGUACAAAACUUACUCACAAUAAUAGCCACAAAUCAUAUCGUCCAUUAACUGUUCUUACUUUCAGGAUAAAUAAUUUCCUCUCUGGUGGCUUGCAUCCUGUUAGUUUUCAUCUAGUAAAUGUUGUACUAUACGGCAUAGUCUGUAUACUUACAUUUUAUGUGAUAUGUUCAGUUUUUAUUGGAAUUUUCAAACAUCAUAAUGCACCUAAAGCAUCUUUCAUAUGUGCCUUACUGUUUACAGUCCAUCCUGUUCAUACUGAAAGUGUAUCUGCAGUUGUAGGAAGAGCUGAUUUAUUAUGUGCUUUAUUUUUUUUCCUGUCAUUUUUAGCAUAUGUAAAAGGUUGUAAGAAAGCUAUAGAGGUGAACAUUGCAUCUUCUUUUACUUGGAUAGGAAUUUGUUUAAUAUUGGCAGGAAUUUCAAUGCUUUGUAAAGAACAAGGUAUUACAGUCAUUGGUAUCUGCAGUGCCUAUGAUAUUAUUAUUAAUUGUAAAAUUGACCUUUCAUUAAUCAGCUUGUUGAAUUUAUCCACAUAUAAAAAUCAAAAAUGGUUAUCUCAAUUCCUUGGACGACAAAUUUUUCUUACAGUUGGUGGAAUGAUUUUAUUAUUUGGGAGAUGGCAAAUAAUGGGAGCCCGUGCACCCGUUUUUCAGCAUGUUGACAAUCCUGCAUCUUUUGAAGAAAAUUUAAUUCUUAGGGUUAUAAAUUAUAAUUAUAUUUACACGUUGAAUAUAUGGAUACUUUUGCAUCCUUUAUGGCUUUGUUUUGACUGGUCGAUGGGAUGUGUACCAUUAAUACGAUCUGCAUCCGAUUUUCGCCUCAUCGUUGUAAUAAUAUUUUGGGCCGUGUUUGGCUUAUUUUUCUACUUUGGAGUUUUAUCGGGAGAUCGAAAAAUAAGAAGGUUAACAACAAUGGGUUUGGCAUUUCUUAUUGUGCCAUUCUUACCAGCUUCUAAUAUAUUCUUCAGAGUAGGCUUUGUCAUAGCAGAGAGAGCAUUGUUUCUUCCAAGUUUAGGAAUUUGUUUUUUAAUAACAAUAGGAUUUCAUCAGAUCUGUAAUUCUUCAAAUCAACAGAUGAACAUUAUCUGCUUCAGUGUUUUAAUAGCAACAUAUGUUGGAAGAUCUAUACAAAGAAGUUCUGAUUGGAGAAAUGAGGAAUUACUUUUCAAGACAGGUUUAGAUGUUUGUCCUUUAAAUGCAAAGUCACCAAGACCAGAUUUUGCUGCUGCUUGGAUGAAUUUAGGAAUUGUUCAGAGCAGUAAAGGAAAAGUGAUUGAAGCUGAACAAAGUUAUCUCACUGCUAUUAAUCAUCGUAAACAUUAUCCAGAUUGUUAUUAUAAUUUAGGAAAUUUGUAUCUCGAACAAAAACAAUAUGAAAAAGCUUAUUUAGCAUGGAAAAAUGCAACAACGCUUCAACCCAAUCAUUUAGUUGCAUGGAAUAAUAUGAUAAUUAUGUUAGAUAGUAUAGGGAGUUUAUUAAAAGCUGAAGCAAUGGCUCAAGAAGCACUAGAAAUAUUGCCAAACGAAGCAUCUCUUCAUUUCAAUCUGGCUAACACCCUUGGUAAAGUAGGACGAUAUCACGAAUCUGAAAAGCAUUUCCAAAAAGCUAUUGCCCUGAAUAGCAAUAAUCCUACAUAUUACACAAAUUUAGGUGUAUUAUAUCACAGAUGGAAGAAAUAUAAAAAUGCUGAAGAAGCCUAUCUUCGGGCUCUAGAGUUAAAGUCGGACAUGAAAAGUGCUCGGGAAAACUUAGAACUCUUGUACAGAACUAUUAAUAAGAUAAAUGCAUAAAAUAUAUUUAAUAAUUUUUAUUUUAAAAUGAAAUAUUCACUAUUUUUCGUCGGAAAAUCCAGUUAUAGAAUUUUGCAUUCGAAUGAAACCAAUAUUAGCCAUUAUUCUAUGGCAUGAAUGAAAUGAAAUCUUUGUAUUUAGCAGAUAACUAUUAACAGGAAAAAAAUCACGGUCCUUUAUAAUGCAUCAAUAUUGUUAUAUUCGGAAAUAUAUUAUGAAUUUAUAUUAUUAUUUUAUGUAAGUGUAAGAGUACGUUUUAAGUCGAAAAUCAUUCAUAAUAUAAAACGUUUGCAAGAAUUUCCUACAUGGUCGAACACUUCAUUGUGAACAUUUUAUGUAAUUUUUUUUUUUUUAACGAAAUAUUCUUAUUUCAAAUGAUUUAACUAAUUACAUAACGUAUUUCACAACAGUAAUAAUUUGUUAAGAUAAAUGUAUUGUGUAGUUAAGAUCAUUUCUCAACGAGUGAAGAUAUUUAUUGCGAACCGACGUCAUAUCAAUUGCAUUUCCGACGUGCCCAGACAAUCAAAAGUUAUUUUAAUCAAUAAAUACACGAAAGUACAAUUAUAAGCGAACAUUCCACGUUUCUCGGCAGCUUUUCCAAUAUAUGAACUCUGAAAGUUGUAUCGACGGACAGAAAAUAAGUUUGAUUUAUAAGAAUGAUGUCGAUCAAUUGGGACAAAGCAGAAAACUUUUCAAUUGUCUUCUAAUUUGAUUUAAAAGAAUACGAAAGAAUCUUAGCAAUUUCUACUGACGAUUUCGUAUAAUAAUUUUGCUUUGUCCGGUUAUCGUUUACGGAUAUAAAGUACUAAAAGAAAAAUCUAUUUUGAAAAUUAUUUAUGUUUUAAAAAUUGAAGCGAAUCAUAUCAAAAUCUACCUCGUACAAAAUACAGUAAUUGGACGGCACAAAAACUUUUGGCGUAAGUGUACUGUGUAUACUCUGAUGAAUUAAGGAGAAUAAAAGAUUUCUAGAACCACUCGUUUUCCUUUUGUACGUCAUUGGAUGUAGAACAGUGAGGUUGUGGAUAAAAUGUAAUUGAAAUAGUUACGUUUCAUUUUUCAUCCUUGUCGUUAUAGUUUUUUGUGUAAAUAUGUUUUCUAUAUGAUGUUUUGUUACUACUGUAUUGCAUUAGUUUUGUGUUUAAAAAACAGAAUACAUAACUAAAAGUGCCAAAUGUUUUAGUCAUCAUUUUCUAAUUUUAUAUAGAACUCGUUAUAUAUGUUAAUAAAUUGUGUGUAAAACUAAUGUAAUUAAAUGUUGAAUAAAACGUCGAAUGUAUUGUUUAUCGAAAGUUA